Molecule: messenger RNA, 300 nt
Organism: Nematocida minor
Lineage: Eukaryota; Fungi; Microsporidia
Exons: 1
Coding region: 1-300 (99 amino acids)
Source: RefSeq, a predicted model, not a curated record
AUGGGAAAAUAUCCUGAAGAAACAAAAACGCUGGAAGAAAUAGAUACAGUAAUCUGCACGAAACACACAGAAGCAACAGUUGAGACGAAAGAGAGCGAAAUAGCGAAAGGAGGAAGCAGCAAAGUUCCCCAAGCACUGCAAGAGAAAGCGGGAGAAUUAUUGGACCUGUACGAAAGAACAGGAGUAGUACAGAGGAGCAGAUCCGAAUGGAGAAACAGAGUGUUCGUAAAAGUUGAGAGCACACCAGACAGUAAAACGAAACUGAGACGACUAGCAGACACGACACUGGUGAACAAAUAG